Molecule: messenger RNA, 4817 nt
Organism: Clarias gariepinus (North African catfish)
Lineage: Eukaryota; Metazoa; Chordata; Actinopteri; Siluriformes; Clariidae
Gene: gucy2d
Product: guanylate cyclase 2D, retinal
Exons: 20
Coding region: 167-3589 (1140 amino acids)
Biological process (GO): cGMP biosynthetic process; intracellular signal transduction; protein phosphorylation
Molecular function (GO): ATP binding; guanylate cyclase activity; protein kinase activity
Source: RefSeq, a predicted model, not a curated record
AAACAACAUUAUUUUUAUUAUCGUUGUUUCAGUGAGACACAUUUUUAUUUUUCACUGGAAGUAAACGAGAGUAUUUAAAUUCUGGAUUUCCGUAGACUGCAGGGUUUUAAUGGAAAAUUCAGUCCAGAAGGCCUUGUUUUAGACUCAUAAUUCCAGGAGAAACGAAAUGACUGACCAUAGAGACUCUAAAUUCCUCUGGCAGUCGAACCAUCCACGAUGGCAUGCAAAACCUUACACAGAAUUGAGAAAAAAACUGAACAAAUCAGAUCAACAUGACAGAGAGGACCCACCCACUAGGACAUGUGCAUCCACAUCUUCAACCUGUGUGUUGUGUAGACAUUGUUGGAGGGGGAGUUGGUUUUUCCUGCCUCUGCUCAUUUGCUGUUAUUUGCCCUGUGAGGUUUGGGGUGCCACUUUCAAAAUUGCCCUGGUGGGACCCUGGACAUGUGACCCCAUGUACUCCAAAGCCCUGCCUGACCUGGCAGCUCGGUUGGCUAUGGCCCGCAUCAAUAAAGACCCCUUCCUCAGUAAAGGAUACUGGUAUGAUUACACGUUGAUCAAUGAGGACUGCCACACUUCCAGGGCUUUGGCCCGCUUCAUUGAGUUGGAAGGGUAUGGCUCUGUUUUCCUUGGGCCAGCCAACCCUGGAUACUGCACCUCUGCUGCUCUUCUGGUGAAAAACUGGAAUGCGGGUCUCUUGUCCUGGGCAUGCCUGAAAGCCAACAUGAAUGACGGACCAUACCCAACAUUCCUGCGACCUCUGCCACUUUCAUCCCGGGUGCUGUUUGCUAUGCUGCGCUUCUUUCGCUGGGCACAUGUAGCCAUUGUGUCAGAGGAAAAUGACAUAUGGGAGGCAACUGGACAGGAGCUUGCUGCCUCAUUGCGUACCCUUGGCCUACCCAUCAGCACUGUGGUUUCCAUUGAGAUGGAGGAAGGCGGACCACGGAAAGCCCUGGAGAAAAUUCGAGAGGCAGAUCGUGUAAGAGUGAUUAUUAUGUGCAUGCACUCUGUUCUUAUGGGUGGAGAAGCUCAAUACAAAUUACUGACAACGGCAAUGAGCAUGCGCAUGAUAGAUCGUGGAUACAUCUUCAUCCCUUAUGAUACCCUAUUGUAUGCACUGCCAUAUAAAAAUACAACCUAUUCAGUACUCGCCAAUGACACCAAACUGCGGCGGGCGUAUGAUGGAGUCCUCACAAUCACUAUGGACCAAGGAGAGCUGAACUUCUAUGAAGCCUUCAAAGAAGCCCAGGAUAGCUACGAGAUCCGCAGCAGUGCUGUGCCCGAACAAGUCUCUCCAUUCUUUGGCACCAUUUACAACAUGCUGUAUUACACGGCCAUGGCGACAGAGACGAGUAGGUUGGCUGGAGAAGGCCGACGGGUAACAGGUGAGGCUCUGGCCCAGAACAUGGGAGGCUUCGAGUUCAGUGGCUUCAAUCAACCCAUCUCGGCAGGCACCAAUGGCGAGGGUAUGCAAGCACGCUAUGUGGUGCUGGACACAGAUGGCACUGGUUUCACCCUCCAGCGGACCCAUGUCCUGGAGGCGCCGCACACAUAUGGGAAAUUUGGUGCACUCAAGUACAUGGGGAAGUCCAUCCACUUUGCUGGUGCCUCCCCCAGCACUGACCCCAACUGUUGGUUCAGCAGCUACGUGGCCUGCAGUGGUGGAAUGGAUGGAGUGACCUUCUUUUUCCUUUGCCUCCUUUUCUGUGCUUUAUUUGCUGCCGGUGUUUUCCUGUACCACAUGAAGAUGACGGGACAGCUGGGUGUGUUGGGAGGGUUUGGAGGGGGAGGAAUUUCAACCCCCUCUAAGAUAGUGCUUACACUGGAUGACCUGGUCUUUAUUAACACUCAACUAAGCAAGAGGAGGCUAAAUGAAGAGAGUACAGUGAAAAAUCAGUUAGAUGACAAAACCCCCCGUCAGUCUGUCUCGGGACGAAGUUACUUCACAUCCACUCCCGAAAUUUCGAAUGUGGCUGUUUUUGAGGGUGACUGGGUAUGGUUAAAGAAAUGUCAUACUGUCACAGAGAUCACCGACAGCACACAAGCCAUCUUCAUCAAGCUGAGGGAUAUGCGUCAGGAGAACCUAAACCUGUUCCUGGGCCUGUUCCUGGACUCGGGGAUAUUCGGCAUUGUGACUGAACACUGCACAAGAGGCAGUCUGGAGGACUUACUUAACAAUGAAGAAAUGAGACUCGACUGGAUGUUCAAAUCAUCUCUGCUUAUGGAUCUGAUCAGGGGAAUGAAGUAUCUGCAUAAUCGGGGUAUUGUUCAUGCGCGCCUGAAGUCUCGAAACUGUGUUGUGGAUGGCCGGUUUGUUCUAAAGGUGACAGAUUAUGGUUUAAACAAGAUCAUGAGCUCCUUAAACAUCAUGCAGGAAGACGACAAACCAGAGGAUCAGUUGUGGACAGCCCCAGAGCUCUUAAGGAGUUUGACGCUGAUGAAUGAGGGAACAUUUAAGGGUGAUGUCUACAGCUUUGCCAUCAUCAUGCAGGAGGUCAUCUCUCGCUCUGCUCCCUUCUGCAUGCUGGACAUGCCGGCAAAAGAGAUCGUAGAUAAGAUACGCAAUCCUUCUCCACUCUGCCGACCCUCCGUAUCAAUGGACGAGGCUCCACUGGAAGUUAUUCAGAUCAUGAAGCAGGCCUGGAAUGAAGAUCCACAGCUGAGACCCUCAUUCGAGGAGAUCUUCAAACAGUUUAAGACCAUCAGUAAAGGAAAAAAGACUAACAUCAUCGACUCCAUGCUGCGAAUGCUGGAGCAAUACUCCACCAAUCUGGAGGACUUGAUCCGCGAGAGAACGGAGGAGCUGGAAGUGGAGAGACAGAAAACGGAUGCCCUUGUGGCCCAGAUGCUGCCCAAGUCUGUUGCUCUGGCUUUGAAGAAAGGGAAGCCAGUGACACCAGAGCAUUUUGCAGAGGCAACGUUGUACUUUAGCGACAUUGUGGGAUUCACCACCAUCUCAGCCCUGAGCGAGCCCAUCGAGGUGGUGGACCUACUAAAUGACCUCUAUACCCUUUUCGACUCUAUCAUUGGCAUGCACGAUGUCUACAAGGUCGAGACAAUCGGUGACGCGUACAUGGUGGCAUCGGGAGUUCCGACCCGCAACGGCAACCGGCACGCGGCUGAGAUGGCCAACAUGUCUCUGGACAUCCUGUCCUGUAUUGGCACGUUCCAAUUGAGACACAUGCCCAGCGUCAAAGUAAAAAUCCGCAUUGGACUCCACUCUGGUCCGGUUGUAGCUGGUGUGGUGGGGUUGACAAUGCCCAGGUAUUGCCUGUUCGGGGACACCGUCAACACAGCGUCUCGAAUGGAAUCCACAGGGUUGCCUUACAGAAUACAUGUCAACCAGAGCACAGUCGACAUCCUGAGAGAGCUCAACCUCGGAUACCAGCUGAGUUCCAGGGGAAAAACAGAACUUAAGGGAAAAGGAGUCGAGGAGACAUUUUGGUUAGUUGGAAAGGACGGAUUCACCAAGCCCCUGCCUAUUCCACCAGAUCUCACUCCAGGGGCGAGUAACCAUGGCAUCAGCUUGGAGGAGAUUCCUGUGGACAGAAGACAACGCUUUCUGGACCGACAAAAGAAGAUGGGUUAAAGAAAGAGGUUUAGGCAGUGAUGCUUAUCUUCCCCCCGCCAGCUGCACACGGACCUCUGGCACUCAGGAACGGAUUCAGGCAUAAUUCAGGAUUGGGUGGGACGAAAGAAGAUGCCCUUAUUUCCUCAUACCCCUACUACUCUCUGAUGCUCCCAAAACAUACUUUCAGAGAUGUUUUUCCCCCCCAAGGAUAUUAUACUGCUUCAGCCUCUCCAUAUGACCCACUGCCAUUCUGCCACAGAUUAAACCAGAAUGUAGCCAAUACACUAACUAAUGCCUGUUUAGAUGUGUAUCUAAAAAAAAUAAAGCUUUGUAGUUGUAGUCGGUGUUUAAAUCAGAUUUCUAUUGAAGAUAAUUACGAAUUGACAAAAGGACAAAGAAAUUGAUUAAAAGAUUACGUAUGAUGUAUGAUUAUGAUUUGUGGAUGUUUUUACAUUUCAUUUUGUAAAAAAGUGGAGGAAACUAAAAAAAGAGUCUUUUUUAACGAGUAUUUACGUUAUUUGCUUAGAAUAUUACAAGUUAGAGCAGUAUAACUGAGAGAGAUAAGAGUGUGUCACAUUUUAACUAAAUUUCUACACUUUGUGUUCAUUUUGGAAAAACUGUUUUAAUUUCCGAAUUUCAACCAACGUUACGGGUGGCCAAGAUUACACAAUAAGAUAUCAAAUUCUGUAGCCGAAAGAACAGGAUAAAACUCUCUCAACCUUUUCAGAUGCUUUAUAAAGCUUUUUAUAGCUUGCUGUAUAAUAUCAAUUAAAAAAAUUCUUGCCCCAAAGUUAAUAUAAUCAAAACGUUCAGCCUAACAGGAAAUCCUGUUAUCACACACACUUACGACGUUUUUAUCAUCCGACCAUGUGUACAUGUAUUGUGACGUGCAAUCCCGUUUUCUUAUCAUGACAAAGCCUGAAUGUCUUGUUCAUCACCUCCACGAUGAUGCACAACAUUCAAGCUGAUAUAUGGAGCUCAGGGAAACUUUGCCAAGGGUUCUUGGAUGUUGUUAUUCCUCCAGGUGCAGUUUUGCUGGACUGCAGGAUCACCUGCCACGUCUUUGUGUGCUGAGCUUAACUGUUUGUUCAGGUUCUGAAGUAGGCCAUGUUUUCUACUGCAGGGUUCUGUCACUGUAGAAUGUACAGUAGUUAAUGUCAGCCUGUGAAUCUGAGAUAUCGCUAUGUAAAUAAAAUUGGUCUUAGCAAGCAUGGUCUUAGUGAGCAUCUUGAGCUUUUUUUGUAAA